AUGAUCAGCGAGUUCUAUCCAUUGGUAACGCCAUCUAAUGCGGUUCUAGAGGAAGCAAGGAAGGCUAUCUGGGCUAAGAGUCCGGAAAGCUUAUCUUUCAACGUGAUCUGUCUACCAAGUUUACAGAUCUACAAGGCCCCUACCUCUAACGUUAUCACUGGUGGUCUAGUCUUUAGACGUCUAGCUAUAGUCAAUGGGUAUAAUCUAUGUCUACAUAGUUUACCUUACCUGCCCACCAUCUCUAAUGAUAUGUUCACCCUCUAUGAGAAGUCUAUCUGCAAUCUAAAGAUGCUGAAUUCUAUCCGUAUAGAUAGA
This is a messenger RNA of Perkinsus marinus ATCC 50983, 315 nucleotides long. RefSeq lists its product as hypothetical. The annotation marks the transcript as partial. Lineage: Eukaryota; Perkinsozoa; Perkinsida; Perkinsidae. The transcript has a single exon. The record is from RefSeq and is a predicted model, not a curated record.